AUGGAGAGCUUUGACCCGUCAUCGGGACUGGUCUUUAGGGAAAGUACGACGGCUUCUGUCCGUUCAAUGGUACCCACAUGGACAAGCCAUUCUCGUGGUAGAAGGGUGGACCCAUCGAAAUACCGCCGGCAAGCUGGAGGAUGCGAUACUCUGCAAGCAAUGGCACUCCGUGCUUGCGUCUGGAAUGUUGACAAUAUGGAAGUUGAAGCUCUGCAAUGGCUCGGAUGGUCAUAUGCUAGCCGCUUAUACGAACACAUCAAGUACAACGACACACUGUCCUUCCGUACAUGGAGUCUCUUCCAGAAAGCUUUCCCGGAAGACAUCGAUCGUCACUCUAGGUUCAGAGUCCAGGACAAUCCUGGGGGUCUCCUACCCUCUGUCGUCGACCGAUUGGCCAAGCUCGAUGCCCGCACGCUGACUUUUCUGUGUAUCCGGGUGUCCGAUAUAACAAUUGACCAACUUGUUGCCCUUAACAAGAUCGAGACGCUCGCAGUUCUCACAUUAGAGGUUGGAAGAAGCCGGCAGAACGCAGUACUGUCACUUCAAAUGAUGCGCGACUGGGGACGAAGUGUUGGCGAAAGUGGUGCAAUGAGGAGUCUGCGGGUACUUGUCAUCAACAACUACAUCAGGCUUCCGAAAAAACCGCUCUUGGAGUUCAUCUCGUCCUUUCCGGGUCUAAAGCUAGUUGGAAUCCACAGUCCACAGUUACCCGAUCCCGCAGAGUGUGGGGAAGGCUGGGGCAUACAUUCAGCUUCGGCCCUUCUUAGCGAAUGGAGUAGUUCCGGUCUAAGGAGAAAUACCAUCGUGCAGCAACUGUACGAAGCAUCUUUUGUAUCCUCUUCCGAAACAUCACGAGACGCUACUACUGAUGGCUGCAAGGCAUACCGAUCCCUCUCCUUUCAGUAUGCUCAAGGGAGCAAGAGUUUACGAGAUGACGACGUCGCGUGGUUCAUACGGAAGCAACAAGCCAAGCGACCAAACAAGCGUGCUGGUGAAUACAAACCUCCACCAGAUGGCGGCAAAAGGAGGGUACGUAACGACAAAAAGGUCGAUAUGGGUUCGCUGCUGGGUAGUUUUGGUUGA
Messenger RNA from Alternaria ethzedia, 1083 nucleotides. RefSeq lists its product as uncharacterized. The record is from RefSeq and is a predicted model, not a curated record. NCBI's taxonomy places the organism in Eukaryota, Fungi, Ascomycota, Dothideomycetes, Pleosporales, Pleosporaceae. Bases 1 to 1083 code for a protein of 360 amino acids. The transcript has a single exon.